GCCGGGUCCUGGCGUGUUCGCCCGGCUGGUAUGGCACGGCACCAUUUUGCGAUGGAGAGUGCCCUACAGGCAUGCGCCAGACGAGAAGCGACGAUUGCGGUGACGGGCAUUGCUGUGCAACUGGACACAAGGUUUACUGCGAAUGCAUCGACAACCCUGGCUGCGCAGCUUUCUGGAGUGGGACAGCGCCUUUCUGCGAUCCAGAAUCAUGUCCUUCUGGAUGGCACGAGGCAGGGAGAAGUGAUUGGGGAGACGGUGGCUAUUGUGUCUCUGGGAAGAAGAGACUCUUCUUUAGCAUAUAAUGCACUUAAAAAGCACAGCAACCCGAGACCUCCUAGUAAGCCGGAAAACACCCUCCCAAUUAACUAA
Molecule: messenger RNA, 369 nt
Organism: Fusarium oxysporum Fo47
Lineage: Eukaryota; Fungi; Ascomycota; Sordariomycetes; Hypocreales; Nectriaceae
Exons: 2
Source: RefSeq, a predicted model, not a curated record